AUGCACUGUGAUUCAAUCUCCGUGGGAACUGAAAUCAACAAUAGCAAACUCAUCAUUAGUGUUAAGUACCGUAAGCCGAACACGCCAUAUCAUGAAUAUCUUGACAGUUUAGAGGCAUGUCUUAACCAGCUGUCCACUAAUGACUUUUCUGUUAUCAGUCUGACGCUAGCAGCACGGCAUGAGAGACUGGUUGAGCAGAGGAGUCUCACGAGUAAAUAUAAAGUUGUGAAAGGCCACAUAACCUGGUAUGAAGGUAAAGAUAGUUGUGAAGCUAUGGGCUGUAUACUAGCAGAACCAAGAUCAGCGGAAGAAAACAACGCUAUAAUAGCAGUAAUGCCUGGGACAGGUUAUUUUUGGAUCGGGGUAACCGAUCGGGACCAUGAAGGGCGAUACACUUACUACACAGACGACCAAGACGUAUACAAUAAUGUGCAUUCAGAACAUCGUAACUACAACUGUGUUGACAUUACGAUUAGCGAUUCAUCAUGGGGUGCCUAUGGAUGUGGUUUUAAAAACACUGGUGCAAUCUGCGAGUGCCCUCCUAGUGGUCUGAGAGGUGAUCCUCAUAUGAGGACAUUUGAUGGGCGUGCUUAUACAUUCCAAGGUACAUGCUGGUACACCCUGUUCAAAGACUGCACCGACAAGUCUCGUUUUGAAGUCACAACUAAGUAUGAACCAAGAGAAGAUAGUACACCAGACCAAGUUAGAACAAGAGCUACCGCAUUCAAUAUAACUGUUGGAAACCAAUACGCGAUCGUUAAUGGACUGGAUGUUACUACAGGAAGUACAGGUGGACACGUGACUGACUCAAAAGUUAUAACAAUCCAGGAAGAGGAUAAGAAUAUUAAACUGCACUUCACUUCGAAAGACACAACAUUCACUUUUAAUUGGACUCUGAGAAAGCAUGUAUUAGAUGUAUCAUACAAUGGCUCUUUUUACAACGGAAAGCUAUGCGGUCUGAUGGGUAAUGCAGAUGGUGAUACUCGCAAUGACUUCCAAAAUCCAGAUGGUAGCAUUGCCAAAGACGUUCUUGAAUUUGGUGACAGCUGGAAAGUGAAUGACAGAAAGUGUUUCUAGGAAUUCCACAACUGACGAAAGGACAAGCAUGGUUACAGCCCGAUUAGUUUUUUAGAAAUCUAUAUUUUUCGGCAUUUACUUGUGAUGGUUAUAUGUGAAAUACACAACAAUUCAGAUAUUUCGAAUCGAAGUUAGGCAGUGUGGGUAUUAUAACUAAUGGGCAUUAUAACACGUGAUUGAUCAUAAUCUUCGGGAAAUUAGUAGAUAAGUAAAACAUGUAUUGCUCAGCAAGGUUAGUUCAAUAAAAAGAUGUAGAAAUGCACA
Molecule: messenger RNA, 1341 nt
Organism: Saccoglossus kowalevskii
Lineage: Eukaryota; Metazoa; Hemichordata; Enteropneusta; Harrimaniidae
Product: von Willebrand factor-like
Source: RefSeq, a predicted model, not a curated record